Molecule: messenger RNA, 723 nt
Organism: Fonsecaea multimorphosa CBS 102226
Lineage: Eukaryota; Fungi; Ascomycota; Eurotiomycetes; Chaetothyriales; Herpotrichiellaceae
Exons: 2
Coding region: 1-723 (240 amino acids)
Source: RefSeq, a predicted model, not a curated record
AUGCUAGAUCUCCACUCCCUCCCUGAGGGGUCUCGCCCACGGAAUGUCGUUCGUAAUAAUGGGCCGAACAGUCUAGCAUUGGAGCGAUGGAAGCUGCGGGAGCUGGCAGAAGGCUGGCCAUGCUACCGCGACGCCUGCGAAUGGCAGAACCUUGAAUCGAUAUUCCAUCCGGAAGCCCACAUCUACACGACCUGGAGUGGUAAGGUGCAUCAUCUGGAUUUUAUUGCAGCCUCACAACGAGGGAUGGAUAAUGGCGCUUUCAUCAUGCACCAGUGUCACGGUACCAGCACAGAUAUCACUCCCGAUGCCACUCGAGCGGUCACCAAGAUGAAAGCGACCAUUACUCAGCGCUUUGUGCUGGAUGGCUGUGAGGUUGACGCCGAGUCCGACUGUCGGUUCUGCUUCUUCUGGAUUAAGAAUGCAGAGACGCAUGACUGGCAGGCCGUUUUUGUUAGGCAUUGGUACGAGAAGGACAAGUUGAUUCCGGUAGAUCCAAGGAAGGUUCCUACUCUGGACGAUACGCUACUAGACUCAUUCCCCAGUGGUUAUCGGUACCUAGGCUACUGUCAAGAGAAGAUCAUGGGUGUCAACGUGGCCAAGGACUUGCCAGGGCACCGCAGGGAGAGUGACGUGCCUGGUGGAAGUAAAGUAUCAGGCGAGAAACAUGAUCUGCUCUAUUGGCAGGCAAAGCGAUGGUUAGAUGACGCAGAAAUUCCCAGUUGA